Messenger RNA from Xiphophorus maculatus (southern platyfish), 2597 nucleotides. Its product is annotated as piggyBac transposable element-derived protein 4-like. Bases 488 to 2302 code for a protein of 604 amino acids. The transcript is spliced from 2 exons. NCBI's taxonomy places the organism in Eukaryota, Metazoa, Chordata, Actinopteri, Cyprinodontiformes, Poeciliidae. The record is from RefSeq and is a predicted model, not a curated record.
UUCAUUUCUGUUGGACAGUAGAGACUUCAAACUUUGUAAAAGUAGUGUUUUUAUAUUGAUUUUGUUUUAUAUUUACUUCCAAAUAAAACCAGGAAUAUGAUCGAUCAUUUUAGCCAUAGCGUAGUGCGCAUUUUACGCAUGUUGAGUGCAAUCAGUAGUUGUUUUAUGACCAAAAAGUGAACGAAUGCAACAUGAAAGCCAUUUUUCCGAGUUCCUCCAAGUGCACCACAUUUCCGAAGCAACCAAUCAGAAAGCAUUUUCGGGCAUUUUGACUUGAGAUCGGAACAGCAGUGCGGGGAGAGAGUUUUGUGGCGGAAGAGAACGGUGUGCUGUUGAGAUUUCGGAUUUUACUAGUAGUGUUUUGUAUUAGAUUUUUUGGAAGUAGUGUUUUGUAUUAGAUUUUUAGAUCAUACGUGUGUUAGUUAGUGUGCAUUAGUGUUUGUGUGUAGUGUUUGUAGACGGUUUUUAGUGUUUAGUGUGUGUCAAAAUGAGUCGCUACAUGACUGCGCAGCAAGCCCUGAAGUACAUGUACGAAUGUGAAGAGGACAAAGGCGCGUUGCCAGAAGGUUCGGACUCGGAGUUUGAGCUUGACGAUGAGCUUGGUGAUCCCUCCAUUCUAUUCAGGGAGGAGGAGGAGGAGGAGGAGGAGCAGGAGGAGGAAACUCCCACGUGCUCUGUCCAGUUGAGGCCCACACAUCAGAGGACACCAUGGAGAGCGCAGCGAACUCGGGCAAGAUCCAGAUCUCCUCUGACUGAGGCAGCACCAGAAACACGGGCUGGACAGUGGAACACUGAAGAGGACGCAGAUGCAGCCCCUGUUGUAAGCCGCUUUCAACCAAGGAGAACACCAGGACCACAGAUGGAUCUGAUGUCCAACCACAGUCCAAGUGAGCUGUUUUUGUUGUUUUUUGCAGCUGAUACAGUCAAAACCAUCUGUGACAACACAAACAGAUAUGCUGCAAAAAAUCAAGCAAAUGGAAAAAAAUAUAAAUGGGCUGAAUUAGACACAGAGGAGCUGUAUAGGUUCUUUGGUCUAUUGAUCUAUAUGUCCUUGGUGCAACUACCAAGUGUCCAGGACUACUGGAGACAAAAUCAUUUUUUGUCUGUUCCAACUCCAGCUAAGGUCAUGACAAGGGACAGGUUCAGGACCAUUAUGUGGAACUUGCACCCAAGUAAUCCUGAGGAGGAUGUCAAAAAUGACAAAAAGAAGAGAACACCAGGCUACGACAAAUUAUCAAGACUGCGGCCUGUUUAUGAUGACAUCCUCAAUGCCUGUCAGGCUUACUACCAACUAAAGAGGGAGCUGGCAGUUGACGAAAGGAUGGUGCCAACAAAGGCAAAAACUGGCAUGACCCAGUAUAUGAAAGACAAGCCAACUAAAUGGGGAAUAAAGCUUUUUGUGUUGGCCGAGUCAAGCAGUGGCUACACUGUGAAUUUUAGCUUACACACUGGCAAGACUCACACUGCAAGUGAGCAUGGGCUGUCUUAUGAUAUGGUAAUGAAACUUAUUCAGCCAUCUUAUCUUGGCACCGGCUACCAUAUUUACAUGGACAAUUUUUAUACCAGUCCUACACUGUUCAAGGACCUGGCCAGCAAAAUGUUUGGAGCUUGUGGCACUUAUAGGGAAUCCAGGAAGGGAUGCCCUAAAGGGAGGCCAAGUGCUCUCACUAAAAAAAGUGGAAGAGGAUCAGUGAGAUGGAUCAGAGAGGGCCCAGUGGUCUUUGUGAAGUGGAUGGACACACGGGAGGUGUCUGUCUGCUCAACUAUCCAUCCUGCGUUUUCAGGUGAGACGGUGCAAAGGAGGGUGAAGAAUGAAGUGAAACGCUGGAUUGUGAAAGACAUUCCAUGUCCUACACCAGUCAUGGCGUACAAUAAAUACAUGGGUGGGGUUGACCUGUCUGAUCAACUCAUCCAGUAUUACUCUGCACAACGGAAAACUUAUCGUUGGUACAAGACUAUGCUUAUGCAUUUGGUUGACAUUGCCACAGCAAAUGCCUACAUCCUACACCAAGAGUUGUGCAAAGCCAAAGGAGUGAAGCCCAUGACACACAAAGACUUCAAUGUGGAGAUGGCCAGUCAGCUUUGUAGUGUGGACAUGGCAGGUGUUCCAAGGAGAAAGGCAGCUGAACACAUUCCUGUGCCCAUUAGUGCUCAGCAAAUUGCCAGAAACGGCAGACUGCAGUGCAGACACUGCCUCCGGGUGAACAAAGUCAGGAAGGACACGCAAUGGAAAUGUGAGGGCUGUGAUGUGCCAUUGUGCCUUCUGAUUGACAGAAACUGCUUUGCACAGUGGCACAAGUAAUUUGUUUUGUCUUGUGGCACCCAUUUUGCAAAUAUUGUAAAUAGUUGAAAGUGGGGGGGAGGGUGAGACAUUGUGAUGUUGGAGAAAAUUUGUGAUGGAGAUAUUGACAUAUUUUGUAAAUAGUUGUAAAAAAAACGCCUGGGAAAUUACCCACAAUAUGGUGAAAAUAUGACUAGUAAUUUGUUUUUUACUAAGUUUGUACAAAAGUUCUUAAAAUUUACCCAAAAACUUUUCAUGUUAGGCUGUAAAAAUGGUUUGUUCAACAUUUUUGUGAAUAUUAUAGUAAAAAUAUCAA